Messenger RNA from Didymosphaeria variabile, 1158 nucleotides. RefSeq lists its product as uncharacterized. NCBI's taxonomy places the organism in Eukaryota, Fungi, Ascomycota, Dothideomycetes, Pleosporales, Didymosphaeriaceae. The record is from RefSeq and is a predicted model, not a curated record. Gene Ontology annotation, molecular function: metallopeptidase activity. The coding region runs from base 1 to 1158 and encodes 385 amino acids. The transcript has 2 exons.
AUGCUCUCGGUAAAUUGGGAUUUGUUAGUCGCCGGCUUGCUCCUCCUUACGGGUGUGCAAGCACUGCCAGCGACCGAUUUCGAUACUAGUUUGCAUUCUCUUUCGAAGCGUGCCGUGACCUGGGACGCCAACUGCAACAAGAAGUAUGGCACCAAUACCGCGAAAGAGUGGCUUCAAAAGAGCUGGAACACGAUCGAGCCUCUGUCCCAGGCUGGUCAUGACGGGCUCGAGAACGUUGUGAAGCUCAUUGAAUUCAAAGCCGGCAUCAGUACGGUCGAUCCCAAGCUAUCAGAGACCGAGCAAUUGAGGCUCGUCCCUCUGUACCAGAUUAUGUUCGGUGAGAUUGAAAAAGACGCCGCAACGGAAACCUUAGACAAGGCAGACGUUGCAAAGCAUGUCACACGGGCCAAAGUCGUGAUGGAGUCGCUCAAGCGACUGGAGGCGAUUGGUAAGAAUAGGAGGCCAAAUCUGAGCAUGCAUUGCGACGAUGAUUUCCUGCAAACAAAAGACCUCAAGAAUAAACCUUACAGCGGACCGGCAGCUAGUACUGGCAAGGUCUGGCGCUUCAACACCGACACUAAGGCCUGGGAACAAUACACGAAUAAUGGAAGGGUGUGCGUCGGACAGAACGCAGGCGUCACCUUUAUAAAGAAGGCGGGACAAAUAACCGCAGAGACCAUGGUCAUUUGCCCAGCGUACUUCGAAAUUCAGGCCACGCUCGAGAAGAAGGACCAGCUCCACCUCUGGGAGCUCAAUCGUGACAGCCUCCCCGAGAAAUACUGGAACAUGGGGGAGGACAAAACGGACGACUUCCACAUGGCCGCCUUCGGCCGCAAGAUCGGCAUGAAGCUGUUUCACGAGAUGAUGCAUACAUCAUUUUUUCAUCCAACACGCAACUACUUCAAAGAUCAGCUUCUCACUACCGGAUUGAAGACCGGACAGAAGGCUUACACUUUUGUUGGCGCUGCGCAGCUCGCAUCGGAGAACAAGGACCUAGCCGCUAAGAACAUCGAUAACGUCGUGUACUGGAGCAUUGCCAAUUACUUUGAGAGGUAUCAUUGGGAGACGGGUUACGCUAGGUUGCCUGGGGCCGAGAGUCCGAAAGAGCCCGCGAAAAGAGCAGAAAGCUGGCAAGUCCGCGGAGAAGAGGAAUCCUAG